This is a messenger RNA of Aspergillus welwitschiae, 1236 nucleotides long. RefSeq names its product allergenic cerato-platanin Asp F13 (gene aspf13). The record is from RefSeq and is a predicted model, not a curated record. The transcript has a single exon. The coding region runs from base 565 to 1014 and encodes 149 amino acids. NCBI's taxonomy places the organism in Eukaryota, Fungi, Ascomycota, Eurotiomycetes, Eurotiales, Aspergillaceae.
AAGUCACCCGUCUCAUUCCAGCCGGAGGUCCCGGACAGAUGACAAGGCUCUAAGGCUGUAUGUCUCAUUCAGGGUCUAGCCGUGCCCGCUCUUAUUGGCCCGGACGCUUCACGCCGCGAUUACUGCGCCCCCGCAUGUCUCUCUCUCCGCUCGCUAUCGAUGCGGUGUUUGCCCGCCAUUGAUGGGAGGAAUGUCUCACUUCGGGCUUGUGCUUCGCAGAUCCAUACCCCUCAAUGACCUAGUAUAGCAAACAGGCGUGAUGUCAAUGAUUGUGUUUCUAUUCAGAGCAUCAGGCCUCCCAUGUCUAUACCUCAGUUAUGGAGCCUUGGCCGCCUUGGGUAGGCAAGGCCUCCCGGGUAUUCUCAUUGCCAUUUCACCGCUACUGCAGCUUCAAGUGAAGAGAAAGAGGGGAAAGAAAGGAUAUAAGUAGCUAGACAAUCUCCUGCACAUCCUUCUCUUUAACUCACAUCAAACAUUCAUUCUUCACUCCUCAAGAGUAAACCACUACUACCAAACACACUCUCAUCUAUAGCUCACGAGUACCUGCAUCACUCAUCUACCACAAUGAAGACCUUCACCACCGUCACCUCUCUCCUCGCUCUCUUCUCCUCGGCCCUGGCCGCACCCGUCGACACCGCUGAAGCCGCCGGCACCACCGUCUCUGUCUCAUACGACACUGCCUACGAUGUCUCUGGAGCUUCCUUGACCACCGUCUCCUGCUCGGACGGUGCCAACGGCCUGAUCAACAAGGGCUACUCCAACUUCGGCUCCCUUCCGGGCUUCCCCAAGAUUGGAGGCGCCCCUACCAUUGCAGGCUGGAACUCUCCCAACUGCGGCAAGUGCUACGCCCUGACGUACAACGGCCAGACAGUCAACAUUCUGGCCAUUGAUUCCGCACCUGGUGGCUUCAACAUCGCUCUGGAGGCCAUGAACACCCUCACCAACAACCAGGCCCAGCAGCUGGGUCGUAUCGAAGCUACCUAUACUGAGGUGGAUGUCAGCCUUUGCACAUAAACGCCAAACAUUCAGCAAAUGCUUGGGGGAUGAAUUCGGUCAUGGCAAGGAAUGGUUAUAGUUGGAUAUGAUUUCGGGAUUUACGAUUGAUACGCUUAUUUGGGAUACUUUCCUUUAUCUUACCUAUUGUUAAUAGCAUAAUACGGAGCAUAACAUACGUACAUACACACACAUCAAUAUAGUGAUAUAUGAACUUGAAUACAGAGCUUUUUUAAAAUGAAA